Molecule: messenger RNA, 1703 nt
Organism: Punica granatum (pomegranate)
Lineage: Eukaryota; Viridiplantae; Streptophyta; Magnoliopsida; Myrtales; Lythraceae
Source: RefSeq, a predicted model, not a curated record
UUUCCAUCAAUGGAACGGUAAAUAUAUAUACAUACAUAUCGUCUGCGUCUUCUCGUCAAGGGUUCUCUGUCGCUGUGUAUGAUUAUAGGAAAGUGGAAGAAGAAGAAGAAAAGCAGCGGAGAAUUUGUGCUCUGAGCUCGAUUUGAUUCCUCCCUGGAAGGAAAAUCAUCUGUGGGAGUUUAGCCGAUCGAUGGCUGCGCAAAUCCUGAGACGAGUGGUCGGAAGCCGCUCCACUCAGAUCCUGUCGUCCCCUGCGAACCCUACCUCGGUCCUUCCGGCGCUCGCUAGGGCUUUCUCCUCCCAGACUCCGAUCAGAGCUACCCUCUUCCCCGGCGAUGGCAUCGGCCCCGAGAUCGCCGAGUCCGUCAAGCAGGUUUUUAAAGCUGCUGACGUGCCAAUUGAGUGGGAGGAACAUUAUGUUGGGACUGAGAUAGACCCAAGGACUCAGAGUUUCUUAACAUGGGAAAGUUUGGAAUCAGUUCGGCGUAAUAGAGUUGGCCUGAAAGGACCUAUGGCCACUCCAAUUGGAAAAGGGCACCGUUCCUUGAAUCUUACUCUCAGGAAAGAACUUAAUUUGUAUGCUAAUGUUAGGCCUUGCUACAGCCUUCCCGGGUACAAAACGCGAUAUGAUGAUGUAAAUCUCGUCACUAUCCGGGAAAACACAGAAGGAGAGUACAGUGGACUUGAACAUCAAGUUGUGAGAGGCGUUGUCGAAAGCCUUAAGAUUAUCACUCGUGCGGCAAGUUUAAGGGUUGCUGAGUAUGCUUUUCACUAUGCCAAGACCAACGGAAGGGACAGAGUUUCUGUCAUUCACAAAGCUAACAUCAUGCAGAAAACUGAUGGUCUCUUCCUAAAGUGUUGCCGUGAGGUUGCUGAGAAGUAUCCUGAGAUUACCUAUGAGGAAGUUGUUAUCGACAACUGCUGCAUGAUGCUUGUGAAGAAUCCUGCACUUUUUGAUGUGCUGGUAAUGCCAAAUCUUUAUGGUGAUAUAAUUAGCGACCUUUCCGCGGGGUUGGUUGGUGGCUUGGGCCUCACACCUAGUUGCAACAUUGGUGAGGGGGGUAUUGCCCUAGCAGAAGCUGUUCAUGGCUCAGCGCCUGAUAUUGCCGGAAAGAACUUGGCCAACCCAACUGCGCUGCUGAUGAGUUCAGUGAUGAUGCUGCGGCACCUGAACUUCAGUGACAAGGCCGAGCAGAUCCAAAAUGCCAUCGUCAGCACCAUUGCCGAGGGCAAGUACCGAACUGCUGAUCUUGGAGGAUCAUCUUCGACAACCGAGUUUACCAACGCGAUCUGCAAUAAUCUCUGAAGUGCCAAUUCGUACGAGACAGGAGUUGUCCUUUUGCAAUCUCUUUCCUUCUGCAGUACAAAAAUUGUUAAUUCUUGCCCAUUGAAGCCAUACUUACAGGAGCACAUCACACUGAUGACUGGGAGCAGUCAGUCUUGUUCAUUGAUUGGGUAAAUUGGAAUCAGAUUCAGGUUUACCGGUUGAUGGAAUAUUGGGAACGGUGACGAAUUAGUCGAGGCCUCCCAGCUACCCUCGUGUAUUCGGUUUUCAUUAUCUAAAACAAGAUUUUGAACUAAUAAGCAUAAUCUUGAUGUAGUAACUGUAAUAUGGACUUUAGAAAGGUUUGCUGAGUUAUUCAGGUGGAUGAAACGUUUCAUUCGUGAUUCUCAUUCUUAUAUAUCAAUUCUUCGCUUGUUUA